CUCAGCAUGGUCCGACAGCCCAGUGUUGCCGCCGUCGCUUGCAUCAAUGCGCAAUAACAUCACCAAAUCACAUUAUUUAGACACAAUUCUUGCUGAGGUCGAGGAGUACCGGAGCCAUGUCUGUGGCUGCGGCAUACUAUACACAAUCAUAUCAUCACUGCCCUCGUGACUAGCGAGUUCGAUGACUCACUCGUUCCACUCCACCUCGCCGAUAUUCCCGUCUCACAGCUCAGUACUCUUGGUGGUGCACUGUGUGAAUGAUGAUAGCCUAGGCGCCACCAAACCUCAGUCUACUCAAACUACAACAAGACACUCUGACCCAUUUUACGGCUAUGAGCAGGCUUCGUGGCUAUGUGCUCUUCAUCACUCAUCUGUUUACUUGUCCAGAGUGCCUCCCCUUCUUCUAACUCAUAAGUAAAGCUCCCCCACUUUAUCGAAUAUUCACUUCAUCGCACGAGACUCCAUUCUUCCGUAACUUUCGCUGCUCUCGUCCCGCUCCAGAACUCAAGUUGUAUUCAUUGAUGUGCAACAUGCUAGGAUACAUCCUAACGAAGUUUAACUGCAACAUUAACCUGAAGCGAAGAUGCCGAGCAGAGUCUGGGGUCUUGACGUGAGGGCGUCCGGUCUUUUUUCGUUCAGGGCUCGAAGUCGUUCGAAGGGACUGAGAAAGGUCUGAACGAUAACAGGUUACCAGACACCGCCAGACACCGAAAGAUAAGGCUGCUGAGGAGCGCUCGUCCAAUUACCCUGG
Messenger RNA from Suillus subaureus, 751 nucleotides. RefSeq lists its product as uncharacterized. The transcript is spliced from 3 exons. The record is from RefSeq and is a predicted model, not a curated record. The coding region runs from base 182 to 418 and encodes 78 amino acids. NCBI's taxonomy places the organism in Eukaryota, Fungi, Basidiomycota, Agaricomycetes, Boletales, Suillaceae.